This is a messenger RNA of Candidozyma pseudohaemuli, 5130 nucleotides long. RefSeq lists its product as uncharacterized. NCBI's taxonomy places the organism in Eukaryota, Fungi, Ascomycota, Pichiomycetes, Serinales, Metschnikowiaceae. The coding region runs from base 1 to 5130 and encodes 1709 amino acids. The record is from RefSeq and is a predicted model, not a curated record. The transcript is spliced from 2 exons.
AUGCCUCCAGUUAAGUCGAAGUAUCAGUGCCCAACAGUUCCACCUGUUGUCGAAAUGGAAUCCACCCCCGAGCGGAUGGCCCAUUUCUUUCCCUCUUGCCGUGUUCCAUGGUCAGAGGAAGGUGCUUUGUCCACAAAGCACGAGACCCCCGACGAGCCCAAGAAGUCCUUCGUGGACAAGCUCAAGGAGAUCCCCAAGGCUUCUUCGAAGAGAAGGAAGAAGCGGGCCCACAAGAAGGCCCAGAAGCAGGCUCAGGAGGAGGAGGACGCCCACAAGCGUCUCAACAAUCCUUUUGAGUACAUCGCUCCCAAGGCCACAAAGGCCCAGAAGGCUCCUGUCAGAAAGAACAAGCCUCUCUUGACUGCCGACGCCAACCCCGACGCCAUGGCCGCUGCCCGUUGUGCCUUUGGUGCUGUUCCCUUGCCAAAGAAGGAGGUUUCUGGUCCUUGCAAGGAGAAAGUCAGCGCUAGAGGUGCCUACCAGCCUAAGGAGGAGAGAAAGAACAAGGUUCACUUUGAGUUGGGAGUUGCCGCGGACGCCGACUACGGUAAGCGUCCUUCCUGGCUCACCAGAAAGUUCGGAUUCUUGAUUCCUGGCAAGAAACGUGGCAGAAAGGGUUUGGAAGGUGACCCUGGUGCUAGAGUAAGAGUUUCCGUAGGUGCCACCACGCCCAAGUUCGAGGAGGUGCGCAGUAUAGAUCACGUCUUGGCGCGUGCCGCUCCCGCCAGGGCUGUCUACUACUCGCCUCCCGCGUCCGCGUGGUCGUCGCAGGAGAUUCUCCAUGCGGGUACCCUCUGGCAUCCUGGAGUUGACCCCGAUGAUCGAGAUUUGGGGGAUUCGCCAGGUGCUGAGCCCGAGCAGGUUUCUGCUCCAGAGUGUCCUGUUCUGGAGGCUCCAGAAGUGAUUUUGGACGCUCCAGUCGAAAUUCUGGAGCCUCCUCUGGAGCCUCCGAUGUCGCACGCCGCACCCGCCGCACUUCCAGUGGAACCCUCUCCAGAGGUGGAAACGCCAGUUUCUCCAGCUUUUCCACCCAUUGAGCCGGUUUCCCACCACUCUACGCCCGAACAGCCCCCUUCGCCGGCCACCCCCGUGGUUGCCAGCGUCAGACUGGGCGAGGCAUGCACGGCUUUUGACUUCUACACUGCCGGCAUGCACGAAAUGGCUGCAAACCCAUGGGCGCUGGAGAUGUCGGCUGGGAUCCAGAAACCACAGGAGGCCGUCUCCGCUGGUCUCUUGCCCGCCGUUGACAUUUCUGUUUCUGGAGGUUUUGAGGAGCCUGAGGCUGUCCGUGAAGUGCCUGACAGGUCUGAGCCUGUUGGGUCUGAGGACCAGGUUUCCCAGGAUGUUCCAGAGCCCAAGGUUCUUGCUUCUGAGCCAAAGCAGGCUCUUCCUUCUGAGCCAUUGAAGGAGAAGUUUGUUUCUUCCGAGCCAUUGAAGAAGGUCCUUUCUUCAGAGCCCCAGGAAGUUCUCUCUUCCGAGCCAUUGAAGCACGACUUCGUGUCUUACCGCUCGGAUGUCUGCGUGGACGCCAUUCUCAAGAUGGCCGACGACGUGAUGAAGCAGGCUGCCGAGGAGUUUUCUCUUUCCGGUGACGAUGCUAGUGUUGAGGUUCCAGCUGAGGUGCCAGUUGAGACCCCAGUUGAGACCCCAGUUGAGAACGUUGAGGUGCCUGCUCAGGUUACUGAGUCUGUAAAGGUCCCUGGUGCCGUUGUUGAUGCCGUUGUUGAGAUUUCUGAGGCUCCUGAUGCCGUUGUUGAGGUUCCUGUCGAGGCUCCAGUAGAGGAUGCUGUUCAUGUCUCCACUGAGUCUCCUGUUGAGGAACCUGUUGAGGAAGUUGUUCAGGAACCUGUUGAGGAGCCUGUUGAAGAACCUGUUGAGGAGCCAAUUCAGGAGUCUGGUGAGCCUUCUCUUGAAGUACCUGUUGAGGUUUCGGUUGAAGUUCCUGUUGAAGCUUCUGUUGAGGUUCCUGUUGAGACUUCCGUUGAGGUCUCUACUCAGUCUUCUACUGAGGAGCCUGUUCAGGAUGUUCAGACGCCAGUUGAUGUCUCUGUCGCUGUCUCCGUCGAGAUUCCUUUCGAGGAGCCUGUUCAGGAGACUGAAGAGCCUGUCGUUGUUGAGGAGCCUGUUGAGGAGCCUGUAAAGGAAUCUCUCAACAAGACCGUUGACGAAUCCGUUGAGGAGACCGUCAAGGUUUCCGUCGAUGAGCCAAUCGAGGAGCCAAUUGAGGAGCCAAUUGAGGUUCCAGCUGAGGUGCCAGUUGAGGAGCCCACCUCAAAACUCUCUAUCGCCUCAGUUCCAUCUCCAGUAACCCAGUCCCCCUCGAAAUCCAAGACCCCGCUGCCUGUCUUGCCGGUGAUCGAGGAGGUAACUGAACCACUUUCCGAAACCGCUCCCGUCGACCAGGAAACCACCCCUUCCUUGCCUGUUGUCGUUCAGCCAAUUACCGUUUCACCUCCCGCUGAUACCACCCACGGUGAGUCAGCCGCUUCUGUUGUUGCCGUUGAAACAGAAACCAAGGUGAAGGAUGGUGAUGUUGUUGUUGCCGUUGAUGCCGUUUCUAAAACUAACCCCCAGCCAGUAUCCCCACCAGCUGUUCCUAAAAACAAUCUCGACCUCACCAGGGAAGAGAAGAAGGAGCAGUUGAGAAAGCGCCUUGCUCUGCUCAGGCAGUCUAUGGCUGUUGCCGUUGAGAAGCCAUUGCCUAAGGAGACCAAGGAGGAGGCAAGCCGUGAUGUUUCUUCAACCAAUGCUACCGAAUCCAAGGAUCUGGCUGAGCAGGCGAAGGAACAGAAGAAGGCUCUUUUGAGGGAAAGAGUUGCCAUGUUGAAGGCCAAGAUGGCUGAAGCUCCCAAGAAGGUGGAUUCCGUGGAAUUGAAGAAUCCAGAGGCCCCAAGUGAGGCCCCUUCCAUUCAGCCCGUCGAGGUUUCUUCUGUUCAGCCCAUUGAGGUCUCCAAGACAGUUGAAGAUGUUCCUGUUGCACCCAUUGAGGUACCUAUUGCCGUUGAGGCACCUGUUGAUGCUGUGCUGGUUUCAGACGCUGAAAAGGUUGUGAAGCCAGUCGUCGAGACUACUAACCCACAGCCUGUGGUUGAGAAGACUGUCGAAUCUGUGUCUUCUGUUGAGAAGGCUGUUGAAGCUGAGCCUGUCAUUGAAGAGGCCGCUGAUUCCAAGCCUGUUGUCGCCGUUGGUUCUCAGUCUGAUGUUGAAAAGCCUCAGUCUGUUGAGAAGCCUGUUGAGAAGCCUGUUGAGAAGCCGGUUGAGAAGCCGGUUGAUUUGAAGCCUGUUGAUUUUAAGCCUGUUGAGAAGGAUGUUGCUUCUCAGGUUGUUGAAUCUCCUGUUGUUGAGGAUGCUGUUGUUCCUCUGGUUGUUGAAUCUGUGCCUGUCGAUGCAAACCCUGUGGUUCCAGAGCCUAUCUCUCAGAAGGUAACUGAACCACAGCCUGUUGCUGACACUAAUGAUGUUGAAUCCGCUGCCGAAGUCGAAACCCCUGUUGAGUCCGUCAAUGCCUCCCCUGUUGAUGCCGCUGACUCCAAGUCUGUGAACCCUCCAGCCCAAGCUCCAUCCGAACCUGCCGCUUCUGAAUCCCUCUCUAAGGAGGAAAAGAAGGCCAGGCUCCAGGCUCGGAUCGCCAGCUUGAGAAGCCGUUUGGAUACCGUUCCUUCGAAAACACUCAAUGCCGCUGCCACUACUGAGCCCAAGCCUGAAACCUCCCCUUCCAAGGAGGAAAAGAAGGCCCAGCUCAAGCAGCGUCUUGCCCUGUUGAGAAAGAAGAUGGACGGUGCCGUGGAGGAUUUACACAAGUCCUCCUCCAAGGCCUCCUCUGACGCUUCAAACACUUCCGCUUCUCCAUCGCCUCUGGAGCCCUUAUCUAAGGUUGAGCCAGGCGCCGAGAAGCCUUUGUCAUCUGAUCCCUUGCCUAAGGUUGAGCUGGACAAAGAAAAGGAAGUUGUUUCUCCUCCGCCGCCAUCUGAUCCCUUGUCUAAGGUUGAGCUGGGCAAGGAGGAGAAGAAGGCCCAAUUGAAGCAGAGGCUUGCCGCCUUGAAGGCCAAGAUGGAGGGUACUGAGUCGAAGAAGGCUGAGUCUAAGACUGAGUCGAAGAAGGAGCCAAAGAAGGACGAACCAAAGAAGGAUAAUUUGAAGAUGGAGGAACCAAAGAAGGAAGAAUCAAAGGGAAAUGGAAAGGGCGCCGCCUUCGUUCCCCCUCCUCCUCCUCCACCUCCCCCUUCGUUGCUUCCUGUUGGUCCUCCUCCUCCUCCUCCUGCUCUUCCAAAGCAACCUGUCGAAGAAGAAUCCGAAGAGUCUGAGGAGAUCGACGACCCCCAGGCGCCCUGUGACGCCUACCUUGCCUUGGAAGCCGAGCUCGAGGAAAAGAGAAGAAAGAAGCUCGACUUGUCGGAAAUCAAGGCCAAGGUCGACUACUCCGACAACAAGAAGUUCUCGUCCAAGUUCCAGGACAUGAUGCUGAAGCUCGAGGUCAGCCUUAUCAACGACGGAAGGUUGUCGUUUGACGGGCCCGUGAACCCCUUGACUAUCGCUAAGAAAGAGGAAGAAGAGAAGAAGUACAAGGUGCCCAAGAAGCAGUACUCGCCUGACGACAAGAACGCCAAGAUCAAGAACAAGCUUGAAGAGCUCAUGACGAAGAAGCUCAAUGGCGAGGAAGUUGGAAUCCCAAAAAAGAAGAGCCCUCCAAAGUUCCACAUUGACAUGGACCUGGACGAGGUGUUUAUUCCAGCUGCCCAUCCCCAGUUUGGAAAAGGUGCUCCUCCUCCACCUCCUCCUCCAGCGUUCCUUACCAAUGCUGCCGCUCCUCCUCCACCUCCUCCACCAGCUUUCCUUAUCAACGCUGCAGCACCACCCCCACCACCUCCUCCAGCUUUUUUGGUUGAUGCUGCCAACAACCCUACAGCUGCUGCUGGAGGAAACAAGAACUUUUUGGCCAAUGGCCCGCAGCUUAAGGCUGUCAAGAAGGAGCCUGUUGCUCCCAAGGAGCCUGAGAAGAAGCCCCAGGUGAACUGUACCAAGGGUUCUUUCAAGGACAAGUGCGAGGCGUUUGGUACGUUUUUCAAGUCUGUUCCGAUCAAGAAGAAGGACGGACCCCCUCCCAAGAAGGCUGCCGUGGCCCUGGGAUGA